Messenger RNA from Acromyrmex echinatior (Panamanian leafcutter ant), 737 nucleotides. Its product is annotated as odorant receptor 13a-like. Gene Ontology annotation, biological process: sensory perception of smell; detection of chemical stimulus involved in sensory perception of smell. The record is from RefSeq and is a predicted model, not a curated record. Gene Ontology annotation, molecular function: olfactory receptor activity; odorant binding. NCBI's taxonomy places the organism in Eukaryota, Metazoa, Arthropoda, Insecta, Hymenoptera, Formicidae. Gene Ontology annotation, cellular component: plasma membrane.
UUAUAAAUUUAUAUAGCUAUUUGAUGAAGGAAAUGAUUUAUCACUCACACAUUUGGUAUUCUUUAUAUCUACAUUUUUUAAUUUAUUUGCACAUAUGUGUCUAUAUUGUGCUCUUGGCGAGUUUUUAGUAGCCCAAUGUAAUGAAAUAUAUUAUGCAGCCUACAGUAAUGAAUGGUACUCCGUGAAUUCAAAAAUUACACAAGAUUUAUUGUUAUUGUUAAUAAGAGGUGCCAAACCGAUUCAUCUCACCGCUGGAAAAAUAUUCCCUAUGACAAUGAUGACAUUUUGCAGGUAUGGGUUCCUACAAACGAACGACUUUGUAGCGCCAAUUAAAAGCGUCGACCCAAAAGAUAUGGGAACUAUAUUUUUCGACAAUCGAUAUCCAAAUUAAGUAGUAGACAAUAAUUCAAUCUUGUCGUUAUCGAUUUUUUUUCAGAAAAAAUUUAUCACUAAAGCAUCAAUGUUGAAUGUCGUUGCAAUCGAUAGUUAAUACCCUUAUUCCAAGACAGGCGGACUAUCAUAUCCCUCAAAAAGAUACAAGGGAUCGCCAAGGGAUCGAAUCAAAGUGGUAAAUUUUUUCUGAAAAAAAAAUCGAUAAUCUACUACUUAAUUUUGAUAUCGAUUGUCGAAAAAUAUAUAAUUCCCAUAUCUUUUGGACGAUCACGAAGGUAGCCAUAUAACUUACCCAAAUAGAUACAAUUUUACAUGGAGUAAAAAAAUUAUAUUUGCAGUUUUUA